AUGAUUCUUGUCAAUCAUUAUCAUAAGUAAAUAAAGAAGAAUUUUAAUUAAUUAGUUAUAUGAUUAUAGCAUAGACAAGAGAUUCAAACAAUUAUAAUUUAUCGACAUUAAUCAAUUAAUUAGAUGUUAGCAAUAUCAUCUUUAGUAAUUAAUAACUUACAUUUAUUAUUUCAAUAAUCCAAUUUGCUUUAUCAUUGUUUUUCACAAUACUUGUAAUAAUACUACUUUUCUAUAAAAACAACAAUUAGACACAAUAAACAUAGUUUACCAGUCUUGGAAAUGUAUUCAUUUAGUUUAUAUAGAUUUUUAUAAGAUCCAUAAGAAUAUUGUACUGGAUUCUGUGUUAUCCAUUUUUAUUAGUAUCAACCUAUAACACUUUUAUUGACAAUAACAUAAGUCAAUAUUUUUCUAUAUUUACUAUACUCUUUGUUGUAUUCUUUACUUUUUUUCAUGAUUUUGCAUUACUUAAUGACAAUUUUAAUAAAUAAGACUUUUUGAACAUUGCACAAUCUAGACCCUAUAUAUUUAAUAGUUGGAUUAAAUUAGUUUAAUGUUCAUAUUCAAGUUAUUAUUAUGUAAAUCAAAAUUCUCAUGUAUAUUUAAUAAAUAAUAAUUUUUAGAUGACUUAUUUACUUGUUAGUUUUGGAUUAUCAUUUAUAAAUUACAUUUAAUUAUAGUAUUUUAUGGUAAUUUUUGGAAAAUAUGAUAUAGAUUAUAUCUUUCAUUUAGUUAAUGCUAUAUAUUUUGGAUAAAGUCUUGGAUUAUUAAUUUAAUAUUACAUUAAUAUUAAUGAUCCUUACACUUUAAUAACAAUUUUUAUAAUCAUCACUUGUGUUAUAAUUCAUACUAGUUUUAGAAAGUGGUAUUUUGAAUAUCAAUUCACUAAUUCUAAAGAUGUUCCAACUAGAGUUAUGUUAUUAAAUUGGUUUAGAGAAUUAGAAUGCUCAGAUAUAUAUUAUAUGGGGAUUGUAACUAAACAUUAUAAUCAUCCAAAUAAUAAGAAAUGCUUUUUAAGACAAAAUGCUAUAUAUUACAGUGGUAAGAAAUUUGCCAAAUAUACUUAUAUAACAACUAAGAAACACAAUAUAGAAAAAUAUAAAGGAUUAUUUGUUAAGUUCUUGAUUAAAUGUUUACUUGAAACAUAAUUAAAAUUAUAACCUAAUUCUGAUGAAAUACGAUUGCUUUAUUCAGAAAUCUUAUUUUAUAAAUUUAAUUUAAUCAAUCAAUCAUUCAAACAUUUAUCAAAAAUUAAAAAUAAUAUCAAUUUUAAUUAAAAAAUGAGAGUAAAAUAAUUAAAGUUAUCUAUUCACAAUAAAUUAAAGGAAAAUAAUCAAUUAAGUUAUCGUUCAAAAUUACCUUUUGAAAACAUAUUAAAAUGUGAAGAAUAAAUGAAAGAAUUUUUUUAGGCAUUUUUAAAAAUAGCAGAAUUGUAAGUAUAUUUUUGGAAAAAUUAACUUUAAUAAUUUAUUUCAAUUCCUGAAUAAAUUAAAAUAUGUUAAUAAAUAUUAAAAGAGAUAUAAAUUUGUCAGAAGAAUUGGAAAAACAUUCAUUUUGUUAAUCCAAUUGAUGAAUAAUAAAUAUUAAUAAGAUUUAAAUGGAAAUUCUUCUAUUUAUUUUUUAAACUUUAUAUUCUUCAUAAAAAAUUAAAAGUAUAAGAAAUUAAAGAAUUACCUGAUUAAAAUCUUAAAUCAUAAUAAAUAUUUUCAGAUGAAAAAGUAGAUGAAAGAUCUUCUAGUGAAGAUGAAGCUUAAACUAAAAGUUAUUAUUAAACAAAUUGUAUAAUUUCAUCUAAUAACUUAUUUUUUCGAGUUGAUAAAUUUGGUGAAAUUAUAGCAGCUAGCUAAUCAACACUUAAAAUAUUAGGUAGACCAUAAAAUGAAUAUAGAGGAGCUAGAGUUGAAACAUUAAUGCCAGACAUAAUUAAAGAAAAUCAUAAUGAUUUUUUAAAAUAAUUUUAUAAGACAGGAUAAUCUGAAAAUUUAUUUAAAAGAAGAUCUAUUUUAGUUAAACAUAGCAAAGGACAUUGUUUUAAAGCUUAAAAAUAUUUAAAAUAUAUUUUUAAUUUAGAUUAAGAUAGAUUUGAAUAUUUGAGUAUGUUGAGAUAAGUAACAAGUCGUUCUCAAUAUAUUGUUUUAAAUUCAAAAUGGGAAAUUGAUUCUUCAAGUGAAUAUCUUUAUUCAAUAUUUGGUGAUUACAAACUUCCUUUUCUAUCUUUAUGUCCAAAAGCCAUUUCAUAUACAGAAUAUGCAUAAUUCCUUACUAAUUUUGAUAUGAAAAUAUUGAGUUUGAAAUUAUGUUCUUUUGGUAGCAGAGAAAGAAUAUAAGAUAAGAAAUUUACAUUCAGAAGAUAAAAUGAUUAAACAUUUAGUAAUAAAUCAAUAAAUGAAUUAACAAGUUUAGUAUUUAAAAGAGAAUUAGAAGAAAAGUAAAAAUAGAAUGUGAUUUAAUUAUUUUAAUAAAUUCUUGAAGAAGAUAAUGAAAUUGAAAGAACUGCAAAAUUAACUAGAUUAAAUCAUAUUAAAUUAAAUAUUAGAAUACCUAUAUAUAAGGCUGAAUUUUAAGAAGAUUAUAAUAGAUAUGAUGCAUAAAUGUAUACUAUUUAUUAUGAUGGGGAAAGUAAGAAGAAAUUGAUAUUUAGAAAUGAUAAUGGAAAUAUAAGAUUAGAUAAAUUUGAAUUUCUUUAAAGAUAUAGAUGGGUUAAAUAAUAAAGAAUGAAGUUUAUAUAUUCAAAAAUUAGUAAGCAUUUAUAAUUAAAAUAGAAAAUUUAUUUGAACAUUUUUGUUAAGAAAAAGUACUUGAAAAAGUAUUAAAAGUUGAUGCUAAUAUCAAGUUCUAUAAAACUCUAAAUAAAAUUUCCUUCUAUAUUUUAAAAAUAAAUCGUUUAGAACUCUAUGAUGAAAAUACAAAUAACUCUGAUAAAUAAGAAAUUGAAUUUGUCAAUACCAGUUCAUUCAAACCAUAUACUUCAGCAUUAGUUAGAGAAGUUGUUAUAUCAUCUCAAUCCUAAUCAUAAUACUUAAAAAAUCAAAGUGGUUAUUAAUAUUCUGGUAAUGUACUUAAUUAUUUUAGAUAUGGAAUUGAUUUCCAAUAGAGAAUACACUUAAAAGCCAUUUUUAAUUGAUUACACACUUAGAGAUGAUUUUUUAGUUUAAGGAUCCAAUACAAUAUAUAGUUUAAAUGAAUAAAAUGAUCCUUUUAUUAAAGAAGAGAUUAAUAAACUAUCAAAGAAGAAUUAAAAGUUGACCUUGCUAAUAGUUUUAAAUAGAUUUUCAUUUUUUGUGUAAUUGCUAUUUAUUUCUUUUACUUACUUUUUUUGCUCAUUUUACUAUAAUCCUAUUACUAUACACAAUUCAGUGACUUUAUUAGGUCAUCUUUAUAAAUUUUAAUUAUUAACUGUGUCAUCAUAUAAUUAUAUUAUUGAUGUAGCUUUAAUGAAUGAACAUUAAUUGUCAAAUUUAUUAAUUACUAGUUCUACAACAAAAUUUAAUACAACAGAAUAGUUUUAUGAUUUUGUUAAUAAAGAAAUUGAUGAUUAUUUUACUUAUAUUUGCAAUAUUUACUCAAAUUAAGAUUUUGUUUCAAUGGUUUAUUCUGGAUUUUAUAGUGAUGAUGAAAAUGUCAGUGGUUUAGAUAUAUUUGAUUAGUUUUAAGUUAAUUUAUUAUAAUUUAACUAGUCAGAUAAGUCUUUAAUAAAAUAAAAUAAUACUAUAUUAUCACAUUUUAGAGAUUAUAUGGCACCUUAUACAUAAUAAUUAAUGUAAGACUCUGUGAUUUCAAGAAUUAAUGAUGCUAUUCUAUAUUAAUAGUAGUCUAUAGAUAAUCUCAUACUCUUUAUGAUAUUUCAAUUAUCUUUAAUGGUAAUUAAUUCAAUAUUUUCUUUGCUGAUAAAAUUUAAGUUUCGUAAUGAUAUUAAUACUAUAUAUAUUAUUGUUACUAAUUUACCUAAAGAAGAUAAAAUUAAAGCAAUGAAAUAAUAUUAAAUAUUAUUUGCAUAAUUAAAUUCUCUUUUUGAAGAAGAAUGUAAUUUAAAUUUAUAAUAAUUUAGAAUAUGGAUAUAAAAAAUAAUCCUUGAAUAUUUUAAAUGCUGAUACAAUAAUGUAAAUAAAUUUAUUAAUCAUAGAUAAUAAGAUUUUGAGAUGAAUGAAAUAGAAAAAGCAAAUUAAAAAAGAGAUAAAGCCUAAAUUUAAAAACCACCAAAAUAUUAAUUUAAUGUAUUAAUUCAAAUUUAUUAUUUAAUAGACUGUUUUUGCUCUUAUGUUUUAUUUAGCAAUUAUACUAAUCUUAUUUAUACUUGCUUAUUAUUUUAUUUUGAUUAAUCAAAUUUAAACAAAGUAAUUCUUUUUGGAUAACAAUUUCUUAGUUUAAACAAACUAUUUUUGGUUAAUUACAUUGCUUAAAGAAGUAUAAUAAUUAAUAAUUAAUUAGAAAUUCAUUUAUGAAAACUAUUUAAAUUCCUCAUAUUAUUCAAAUAUCACAACUUUUAGAUUCCAAGAAUUUCUUAAUGAUAUAUCAUUAUUUUCACCUCAUUUAUACUAAACAACAAUAGAUGAUAUUUAACAUGUUUUUGAUGAGACAUUAUGUGAUUAAGUAUUUGGUAAAAUAUAUAGAUGAAUAAUAUUUAGAUGAAACUGGAACAUAUAUUUAUUAUAAUUAAUUUUGUGAUGAUAUAUUAGAUGGAGCAUUGAAAAGAGGAUUGAAACAAUUUAAUAUAUUAUUAUCAUAGGUAGUAAUUAAAGCAUUAAAUCCAAAUGAUGAAAGAUAUGAUAAUUUUACUAUAGAAGAUCUUGCCCAAUAUUAAAUUUCAUUUUAGAUUAUUUAUGAAAUAUUUUUGAAUGUUUUUCAGAUUUGGGCAUCAAAUGCAGAAACUUCAUUAAAUAAUUCAUCAAAUUUAAGUCUAAUUUCUUAGUAAGAUAUAUAUAAAUAUAUAUAUAAGUAUCAUCUAACUUAUUGUGAUAAUCAUUCUAUACUUUUGUUUAUUGGAAUAUUUUUUAUUUACUUAAUUAUAGUAAGACUUUAAUUUCAGUAAAAAAUACUAUAGAUAUUUUAUGUUAAACGAAACCAUGAAUUAAGUGAAGACUAUGAGAGUAGAUUUAGUAAGAACUGGUUUAUUAUCUAAAUGA
Molecule: messenger RNA, 5120 nt
Organism: Paramecium pentaurelia
Lineage: Eukaryota; Ciliophora; Oligohymenophorea; Peniculida; Parameciidae
Source: the annotation of a GenBank genome assembly